CUGCAUAAUUCCUCAUUUACGGGGAGGGGGGAUACUAAUGCAGCUACCUCGGAAACUUCCCCAGUACAAGUUGGCACUCCGCCAAACUGCUCGGGCUUUCCUUUCCGGGUCUUCGUCGUAAGAUGUAAACAACACUCAAAAGCCGAAGUGCCAGGCUCGGCGCCGCCAUGCAUCGUAAUUGCCCGUCAUUCAAGUAGCACGCGGUACCACCAGGACACAUAUUGGCGUUUCUAGCCGUGGCCAUUACAGUGAGGUGAGUCAGGCCGCGGUCUGAGCGUGCACACCACAGACAGCUUCAGCUACUGAUCACCCCUUACACCACUUUUUGCACUGAUAACCGACUCGCAAGAGGUUAGUUAGUUAACUGGAAUUGAAUAGAAGUGUUCGUGCACCGAGAAUUAGGCUGGCGCAGUAGUUUUUGGCCGGCGGAGGUGGCUGACGGACCUACUCUGUGAACUUGAGGUGGCAAGACUACAUAGCUAUGGGACAGGGUACAUCACGUCUCAAUUGGGUGUGCUCGUGUGAGGAUGGAAAAUUUAACCUCUCAGCUACAUACGAGGAGCAGAAGCUUAAGCCAACUGAAACUACUGCUGAAAAACAACAGAAGACCCAGAAACCAUCAGCAGGUAAGAUACAGCCCACCAACAUGUGCCACAUUUUAACAUCAAAGGACACUCUACUUCCCAUUAUGGAUGUGGAAAGCAGCAUGGAUGAACCUAACAAAAGUACAAAACUAAGAAGAACAUUCAGCUCAUGUGACCUGGUAUACACUAAACCUGCAGCAGAUUCCAGAAGACUUCUAAGUGGCCACAGUGGGGGAGCCAACAAGAAUAGCCAACAAUACGGAUCACAUGAGAUCCUAUCAUCUGGUGGAAGCAGUUCUAAUAACACUGAGUCAUCAGGACUCAGCCAGAGCAACUCAGAAAAUUCCCUCAUUUCCACAAAAGGUGUUGACUCAAAGUUGCACCGUGUGUUUGGAAUAUCUAACAUGUACAAGAUAAAACGAGAGCAGACCGACCGAUUGAAUGGGCAGAAAUCCAACAACAGUAUGACUUCUAGCCAACAUCCUUCCUUUGAAAGGAAAUCAAGUGUCAACUCAUCAGCAUCCACGGCUUCAACAGAAAGGAAGUCAAGCAUUGGAGACAUAAGCUCUCUGAGUGAAACGAUAAUGAAAAAAAAGAAAGAUGCAAGAAGAGCUGAAAUUGUGGCAGCUGUAACCAAGAGACUUUAUAGUGCCAGGAAGAAGGUGGAGAUGAAGCCUGAACCUGCAGGGGUGGUGCCAGAGCAGGAGAAUAAUCAAAAAGACAAUGAUGCAGAGCCUGAUGAACUGAAGUUGUGCCAACGAGCACGAACAAGACUUCAAGAACUUAGCAAAAAAGCCCUUCAUGCACAGCGGGGCAGGAUGCGACAUUUACGUGAUGUGGAGGCCCAGACUGACUUUGAUGUCCAUGUGUUGCGUGUGAAAGAAGUGGCUGUGAGCACAGAGGAGCCAUACUAUGGCCCUCAUAUGUUCUUUACAAACAGGAGAUUCUUGUUCACCAGUUACACUGAUCUUAGUAUCAGACAGGGACCAUCAUGGAGCAGUCCGUCGAUCAGAAACGAUACCAAAUUCCCAAAUGAAGACAGCUUUUCUGAUGAUAGUCUGGAUUCUACUCAUGAGAUGGACACUACAGAAGAAGAGAAACCUUCUCUCUGGAAUGUCAUCAGCAUCUCAUCUGGAAAGCAAUUCAAGACCAACGUAGUUGACAAUGAGCAAGAUCAAACUUUCAGAAGCAUCUCAACACAAACAUGUUCCCAUCAGAAACACAUCAAAAGCUUGGUACAGAAUGAUAUAGAUUUGGAACCAGACUGUUUCACUGUUUGUUCAAAUGACAUGGUGAGUCCCAGACAGGUGGACAUAUGUGAACAUAAAUGUACUGAUCAGCCAACAAAAGUGGCCAAGUUCAAUCAACCAUCAUCUUGUCUUCAUAAAGAUACACAGCAACAGGCAGACUCAAAUAUGUGUGGAUGUGAACCAUCAGACAUGGACAAAGGAAUCAUCAGAGAAAAUAAACCUUUACAGCUAACUGAUCAUAAUUUGUACACUAUUACAGAGAACAGUGAAUACAGUGACAGUAAUGAAGUAACAUCUGGUGAUUAUGACAGUUCAUAUUCUUCCAGUGAACCUAUGGCAUUAACUGAGAAAACAGAAAAUAAUCCAGGUGUAACAAUUUCUUUUCCAGACACCUGUUCAUGCAGAAAUGUCAAAUCACCUUGUAGAACCUGGCAGUUACCUGUAUGUGAAUCCUACAAAUCUUUUACUUUACCAGAUCUAAUGACAUAUCCUCACAUUCCAUGUUGUGAGGCAUCUGUGGCACACACAAAACACAAUUAUGACUGGCAAUACUGCAAAGACAAAAUGUUGCAGACAACUCCAGAAUUGUACAAGCACAGUACAGAGGACAGCACUUGUAUGUUACACAAAAAUUCAAUUCAACCUACAGCAGGGAGUGGUUCCAACACAGAUAUAAGAAAAUGCAGUCAGAAUACAUCAACACUAUUCGAGACCAAAAGGAUAACUUGCAGGCAAUGUAACAUACCACUUACACAUUCAUACAAUAGUAAUGAUAAUAGCAAGUUUCUACCAGCACACAGUACUAAAACAGAAGGCACUCAAUAUGAUUCAAUGAACCUGCAAGUACAUGUUGGCACUCAAACUGGAAUAACAGAGCCACCGAGCACAACUAUAUGGCAUUUUUCACCACUUGGAGCUUACCCUAAAUUGCUGCAGCUGUCCAAUUCAACCUUACACUUGGAGGAUUAUACUGCUGUCUUUAUCUCAGGUCAUAUACCACAACCAAUAAUUAUGAAGCCAGUUCAGUGGUGCAGUAGCAAACCAUCAGAAACUGUGGCAGUACAGACGGAUAAAAAUAUGGAACAGAGAUCUACUGAUGAUGAUGUUCAGUGUACCAUGGAAUCACAGUUUGGUGACGAGAUGCAAGGAACUGGGGCACGAAGCAAGGUGCCAGCUUCACAAGGAAGGGCAGAAGUGAAGUCCAAUUCCAUACACAAAUCUGCUUGUUAUCAAUCAACAUCCCAGCAAAUGACCAACAGACAGAUCACAGAGUCUUCCAGUGAGGGGUCACAAACAGGCAAGGCUGCUAGCAGUACAGCUGCAUCUGUGCUGUUGGACUUGGAGAAUUUCUCUGAUGAUGAGGAUGCCCCAUGUCUCCCUACUGCAACUGUGAUUCCAGUUCAAGAAACAGUGGCUUCAGGCAGCCAACACUGGACAGAGAUAAAGAACCUCAUUCUUGGUAAAGGCAAAGAUGUAUUUCCAUACAACAUAAUAGAGGAGGAAAACUGUUUAGUCCAAGAAACUAAAGACACUAAGAAGAAGUGUGUGUCAUGGUCUGAUUUAAGUGGUCGUGGGGCACUGCACACAGAGAUGGUGUUUGCAUCUGACCAUAACUUGUAUGACUCAUCACAAGUCCAACUCAGUAAGAUCACAAAGAACUCAUUAUUCAAUGUUAUUUCCACUGAGCCAUGGAGAUACACUAUUGAGAGCAGACAGUCAUCUCAGCCAAAAAGUCAGAGGUGGCAUAACAGGAAAUUCCAUCAGAGCUGGAGUAUAAUAGAUGUAAAGGAACUCAGAGACAGGAAGAUAGAGGGAAAGCUGGACCUAGCAGCAUUCCUCAGAGAGGCCAGUGCACUGGUACACAACCUGAGUCAGGCAACCCUCUUGCUAGAGAAGGGACGUCAACUGAAUAUCACAACUUCUGCUCCACAUGCAGAACAAAAUGACACCCUCAACACUGUGCACAAUGAGUUGUGGGUGGCUGCAGACAGUGCUUCUUACCACAGACAAUCCCCACUCCUUAAGACAGAAACAAACUACAUUAGUUCCAUGUCUUUGCCAUCAGUGACACCAAGUGAUGGGAAUGACAGUGGUAGAGCUAGGAUUAGAAAGAAUUUUACAAGGUGUCAAAGAAAUAUGAGUACAUCUAAAGACUGUAACAUAGGUACACAGAUGGAAUUAGAUCACAUUAAUCACAAGACCAAGUCAAAUUUGUCUAGUGAAGAAAGGAGUUUUGAAUAUGAAAUGAAUCAUGGAGCAAGUGAGCAGUUACUAAGUCUCUCCAUUCAAUUCACUGUUGUCUAUUGUGGUAUGACAAGUCAGAGUGCAGGUACAGCACUUGUAUUUGAUGUACAGAGCAAGAGACAACAAUAA
This is a messenger RNA of Zootermopsis nevadensis, 4207 nucleotides long. The record is from RefSeq and is a predicted model, not a curated record. Lineage: Eukaryota; Metazoa; Arthropoda; Insecta; Blattodea; Termopsidae.